This is a messenger RNA of Danio rerio (zebrafish), 1397 nucleotides long. Lineage: Eukaryota; Metazoa; Chordata; Actinopteri; Cypriniformes; Danionidae. The record is from RefSeq and is marked validated.
CUCAAACGAACCAUUCGGUCAAGAGUCGGACGUCGCUUAACAGUGGCAUAUCAACCUCCGCCCAUAAACUCUGCCACUUCCUUUUUACAUUUACAUGCCCACAGACUCUCAAACAGAUGGCACAACUACCAACACCGAUGACUGUGGGAAGAGCCAGAUUUUCCAUUAAGGGUUAUUUAAAGAAAUGUCAGUCUGAGUCGAGAUUUCUGUGAUCAAGUGAAGAGCUUGCUGAAAUGAUUCUCCUCGCUGAGUGAAAUGACACGGUCAAGCGGAGCUGGACGUGUAUUCGGUUCAUGCAGACAGAUGUGCAGAUGAACACAGUUCAUUUGGAGAAAACAUUGCACUCCUCCACUGAUGUUCAACUUCACGGAGAAAACAAACGCACGUCGGACUGCGUCAACCCGACAAGGAUGGUCUGCGAUCUCUCUUUUGGAUCUGCAAGGAUAUGAACUGGCUCCAGGGCUGGACUGACUCUGGACUGACUUGGAGCACAAACUCUCAAACACACAUGCACAGUGACUCGUGUGCUGUUACAAGGGCUGAAAAUGGCGUGCCUGCCAGUGAUGAUGUAACCACAAGAAACAACAGGUCCUUCCAGCACCGAUUGCAGGUUUCGCUGGGGGUCUUGCUUGUGAUGGCAGGCCUGGUGUUCUUCGUGACUAUGGGCUCUUAUACUAUUCUCAUUGGAUUGGCCAUAGUGUUUCUGGGCCUCUUGAUCCUCAUCCGUGCCUUUUGUGUGGUCAUCAAGUCUAGUCACGUAGCUGUGCCAGGUCACUUUCUUCUACACCCACGAACGGGAACCCGUUACACCCACCAUCAAGCCAUUGCGGUGCAAAGGAGGCUGGAUCGGAUUCGAAGAGCUACGGCAGAGGAUCACAGUACAGUCCAGAUGCCUCCCGCCUCAGAUGCCAGUCCACAGAGCCAACCUGCCACCCCUCCGCCCUGGCAGAUGGAGCCGCCGCCAUCCUACGAGACUGUUAUGAAGACCACUAUAGCUGUAAACCAACUAUAGCCACCGCUGGCACUCUGGAUGGCAGCGUUAAUGACUGACGAGCUGGUCUAAUGGGCCACGCAUAGAUAUGUAAAUCCUCCUGCACUGUAAAAAGUGAUUAGUUGUACUUUUAAAAAGGGAGUAAACCUGUUACCUUAAAAUCAAGAAGAUAAUUAUACUUUAAAAAAGUCAGUAAACCCAUUGACAACUUAAAUUUUAUAAUUAUGCACAUAGUUUGUUUACAUAAUAAUUAUAAAGUAACGAGUUUACUAUUUUUUUUAAGUAAAGUCAACUCAUCACUUUUUACAGUGCGAUAAGCCAGCACUUAUUUUUUAUGAUGAACCAAUUAUAUUUGAAAUUAGAAAUCUGUUCCAUUUUUUUUUUUUUUUUAAUAUCAUAGUCACUA